Molecule: messenger RNA, 1749 nt
Organism: Cercopithifilaria johnstoni
Lineage: Eukaryota; Metazoa; Nematoda; Chromadorea; Rhabditida; Onchocercidae
Source: the annotation of a GenBank genome assembly
AUGGGUAAUUCGAGGUCCAAUAAUGGCCCUCCUAUCAUCGCCCGUUGUUGCUCUCCGGCCUAUUGUGUUCAAGUUGUUGGCAGUAGGCACAUUCUUCUUGGUGGCGGUGGUGGAGCGUCAAAAACUGGAGUACCGAAUAACAUUCAGACCUUGCUGCUUUCGUUCAACCCCGAAUCAUCGACAGUUGCAGCGGAAAAUGUACCAAGGGUAAGUGGACAGCUGGCGUUGGUAACGGAGGUUACUAAUUCAUUGGUAACCGAUCCUUAUGCAACGAUGAAUAUGGACUGUGUAUUAUUGGGAGCUUCAGGACAGGGUAAAUAUCUUCUGGCUGCUGGGCAUGAUGAGUAUUGUGAUUUGUACGAAUCUAAGGGAUUUUCAUUAUUAAAAGCAAAGGAGAACGAGCAACCACGAUUGGCAUUAAGUUUUGAGAAAAUAUCUCGGAUAGUUUCAGAUGAAAAAUCGAGUAACGCUUAUCAGAAAACUGUUCGAUUCGAUCGGUGCGUUGAAGGGGAACCUCAGAGGUUAUAUACAGGCGGCGCAGAUGGGUGUAUACGCAUUUGGGAUGUAGAAAAAUUAAUACAAAGUUCUAUCUCCAAGCACACUCCGUUGAUAAAAAUUAAAGCUCAUCAAGGGGAUGUGGAUGACUUGGACAUUUCGCCAAAUGGAAAAUUGUGCAUCAGUGUGGGACAUGAUGCCACUGUAUAUAUUUGGAAUACAACAAACGGAGAAAAAAUUUGCAGCUUACCAGUGCCAAGAGAAAUUGGUGAUGGAUUUAAGGUCCGGUCAGUGCGGUUUACGAUUCUUGGUUCUAAGAAUGCAAUAUUUUUGGCAACUUACAAUCAAAUUCGACUUACAAAGAAAGCUGUAUCACAUGUUGUGCUAUGGGCAUUCAAUAAUGAACGAAAUUUCUGUCGGCCAAUACUUGUUCGAGAAGCAUGUAGAGAGACAAUAUCAGCUCUAGCUGUUAGCGAGUGUGGUAAUUUCUUUGCCAUCGGGACAAUGGAUGGAAGUGUAGGUAUAUAUGAUACACAUGAAUUGAAACUACUACAUUUUGCUCAGAAAACACAUGGAAUUUUCGUUACAGCAGUAGAAUUUCUUCCUAAAAGGACACAUGAUUUUGGUCCACUUAAUGGUGAAAACGUACGACAGCGUCCUCAUUAUCCGGGAGUAGCAUCCGAAUAUCGUGCAGCGGUAAUUUCGCUAAGCGCGGACCAAACACUUCAAUUUCAUGCUGUUCCUUUUUUGAAAUCAGCUUCAUUUACUUAUUUCUUAUGGAAAAUGGUAGAAGUGAAAGGAUACGAGACACCACGCCGCGCUUUGGGUGAUUUGAAAAAUGUAUUCGCAACACCAGUUAGCACUGCCAUUAAACGAAGAAUUCCAGAGAAGUCACAAUCGUCAUUCGAUGUAUAUCAUGAUAAAGAAACUAAUAAAGAUGACAGGGAUGUAGUUUCUGCUCCGGAAACUGAAGAUUUCAAACCAGUACAAGAAAGUGACGAUACUAUCGAAAAGUUCAAUUUUGAAGAACACGCAGAGACAUACGAAGAGAUAUUUCCUAAACCAGAACAAAGGAUUGACGUAGCUGAUUUAUUGCAUAACGUUCAAACUGAUGAUCGCUUCUUGCGAAGCCUUUUCAGCGAAUUGUUGGAUGACGAUAGUCUCAAAUUAUUGAAUGAAAAAAACCCGAUGACAAAUGGUGAUUGUGACAAAGUGCUUACCGAAAUUCUUGGUGGUGAAAUGUGCAAGCAAUAA